AUGGAACAGUCUGUUUCGUCUCGCGUGAACGAAAUGUACCGAGACUUUUUCUAUGGGAAGUUGUCUGUCGAGGACUUUGUCACACAGACCCUUGUGUUCAAGAACAGCGCAAACCCUGAAGAGAACGAGUUAAUGAUAUUAAUAGUCAAAACGGUGUUAGACGAAUUUGGAAGGAUGAACGUCUUCUCAAAACAUGACACAGCUGUUCAAUUUGGGAAAUUGUGUGGCGAGAUGGUUCGACAAAGGGUUGUCCGCAACUGUGCGUUAAUUCAUUUACUUCGAACGAUAUACUGGGCGUCAUGCGAACCCCCACAGUCAAAUUUCUUUUGUUGUGGGUCGACCGCACUUGCCCAAUUUCAAGAAAGACUCCACGAGUGGCCCUCGUACUGCUACUUACUGAAAAGUAAGAAGAACAUCUCGACCUUCGACAAGAACUUGUAUGCAACAAUUGUAGAUUGUGCAAACAGUAAAUUGCCAACAGUCAUCUCCUUGAUACACAAACUGUUCAAUUCAAUCGACUUUCAAAUGAAUUUGGACGUUGCAAAUAUAUCAACUAUUAAAGAACUAAGUCGGUUCAUUGGAGAAAAUAGAGAAAAGAGUCCUAACGAGUUAGCAAAGGGCGCAGAGGACAUUUUUAAGAGGUACUUAACACAACAAAAUCACAAGAAAAAGCUGUUUGAAAUAGCUUUGUUCACAGCAGCUAUAAUGGACGAAGGGAUACAACCAAGGUGCAUUAAAGUAUCUUUGACUAUGUUGGGGAGUGUUGUCGCGAUAUCCUUUUUCACUGGAGAGGCUAUCAAAAUUAUGAAGAAGUUGAAGGUCUUUGAUCAACAAGAAAGUUACCUCUUCUUGUCUCUGGGUAAUUUUCUCGGGUUAUUGACAUUAGGUCUCAACAAGCCGAUCCGAUCAAAUCAAGUACAACUGCGGGCGAUAUUACGCGACGACACAACGCCUGAAAACAUCGAUGUGAUUGUACGAUUUCUCGCCAAGGUAUUGAAAGGCGGUGUUGAAUCGGAAGUAUAUAAUGCGAACAACCCAUUCAUGGUACCACUAUUGCAAAAGAUAUGCGAGUUUUCAUUGUCCGAACAAUUUGCUUCACUGAAUAGUGAAGAGGUCAGAAAUGUGAUUUUGAUGUUCAAAAUCACCCCUGCGGAGUAUUUAAGUCAUCAUCUGUUGAAUCGAGAGAAUGAAGAGAUAUCACGAAGUCUGAUAUUGAUUGCUAAAGAGAGGAGUCGGUGCGAUGGUGGUGUGUUUGCGGAGUUCACACAAAGCAAAACAGUUGUCCCCCUUUCACGAUUGAAACAACUUUUACUCUCGGAGAAGUCACUUUGUUUUGACAGUUUGAGUCGUGGUGUCGAUGACCCGAUUCCCGAGAUAUUGAUAUGCGACUCGUUUAAAGAAGAGCACUGGAAGAUGAUGAUUGACAUUUUUCUCGAUUUUUCAAUGCAAGACAUCUCGAAAGCCGUGAGUAUCAGUCUGUCAUUGAUCAUGAAAAUUGUCGGUGAGAUCAUCCAAAAGGAUUUUUGCACUGAGACGGAUAUCACAAAAAUCGAGGAAGCAACGGGGAGAGUGUUAACCAUCGCACAAAAGCCACUGUGGUCGACGUGUAAAAACUGUGUUGAAGCCAAAUUGUGGAAAUACAUUUCGCAAUUUGUGUUUUGUUCAGCGAAGCAACAAGAGUUGAAUGUAGUGAUGGAUGUCAUUCGCGAGACUGUCAUGAAGGGAUUGAAUAAAUAUGUUGACAACGCUAUUUCGAUUAAGAUGAAUGAAGUGAAGAAAGUAGCUAAGAGGUAUGUGAGUCAGUUUGUAAUGAAGAUGGAGGAGAGUCGGAGGAGUGUUGCAGGUCAAGAUGCAUCAGAUUUUAUAGCAGAGGGUUAUGAGUAUUUAGAGGAAGGCCCGGACCUUCCUGCGGAAAUCAAAAUUGCGAAAGGUGGAGUGACUCAACAGCAGAUGGAAGUGUAUGCGGGAGGAGUUGAGAACAACACUUACAUGUGA
This is a messenger RNA of Entamoeba invadens IP1, 1995 nucleotides long. RefSeq lists its product as hypothetical. Gene Ontology annotation, cellular component: P-body; CCR4-NOT core complex. The coding region runs from base 1 to 1995 and encodes 664 amino acids. Gene Ontology annotation, biological process: nuclear-transcribed mRNA catabolic process, deadenylation-dependent decay. Gene Ontology annotation, molecular function: molecular adaptor activity. Lineage: Eukaryota; Evosea; Mastigamoebida; Endamoebidae. The transcript has a single exon. The record is from RefSeq and is a predicted model, not a curated record.